Molecule: messenger RNA, 487 nt
Organism: Dryobates pubescens (Downy woodpecker)
Lineage: Eukaryota; Metazoa; Chordata; Aves; Piciformes; Picidae
Gene: DYNLT5
Product: dynein light chain Tctex-type family member 5
Exons: 3
Coding region: 23-388 (121 amino acids)
Biological process (GO): microtubule-based movement
Cellular component (GO): cytoplasmic dynein complex; cytoplasm
Molecular function (GO): dynein intermediate chain binding
Source: RefSeq, a predicted model, not a curated record
CGCCCCCAGCAACGGGGCGGGCAUGGAUGGCGGCGGGGCUGGCAGCGACCCCCGCUCGGCUCCCGCCGUGCGCUUCCCGGUGGCGGCGGUGGAUGAGAUCCUGAAGGAUGUGCUGGGGAGCUACCUGAAGGAGCAGCCCUAUGAACCGGCCCGGUGCAGAGACCUGGCGGAGGACAUCGCGGAGGUUAUUAAAGCUCGGGUAAAAGACCUUAUGAUCCCCAGGUACAAGAUUGUUGUGGUGACAACGAUUGGGCAGCUGAACGAGCAGAGCAUGCAGAUUGGAAGCAGGUGCCUGUGGGAUCCUGCAAGCGAUACCUUCUCGUCGUACGUGUUCAAGAACCCUUCGCUCUUUGCUGUUGCAAAGGUCUAUGCUGUCUAUUUUGAAUAAGGAGGUAGUGAGAGAAUCGUAGAAUUGUUUCAGCUGCAAGAGACCUCUAAGAUCAUUGAGUCCAACCAUCAACCCAACACCUCCAUGGCUGCUAAACCA